UUUGUAAUAUGAUUAGAAUGACCGUUUUCAGCCAGUCAUCUUUGCAUAGAUACAUAACUUUUUAAUUAUUGCUAUAUUCGUGUGAAUUUAAAUGACGGUUAAUUUGAAUGAACGGAAUUCCCAACGAGACAGCGGAAUCAUGGGUAUUUCCGACGGGUGCAGAAGAAAGAGUUUACCAGCUCACGAUUUCGGAACGUGCUCUGAAGAGAAAUACUCUGGUCUGCCUUCCAACUGGGCUCGGAAAAACAUUCAUUGCCGCAGUGCUGAUGUACAAUUUCUACCGUUGGUUCCCGGACGGAAUUUUUAUUUUCAUGGCUCCAACUCGCCCCCUCGUGAAACAACAAAAAGGAGCUAUGCUCAAAUUCGUACCGUUGGAACCUACUUUAAUGGUAGAGCUGACCGGAACUAUGAAACCUGAGAACCGGAAUGAAAUGUGGCUAUCAAAGCAAUUUCUAUUCAUGACUCCACAAGUUAUGACGAACGACAUAAGCCGGGGUGUUGUGCCGUUGGACCGUGUUCGUUUGCUAAUAGUUGAUGAAGCACAUCGGGCAACAGGCGAUCACGCAUACGUGAUAGUCAUCAAUAAACUUUGGGAGAAUCACAAAGAGUUUCGUGUCCUUGCGUUGACUGCCACUCCCGGUAAGGACGAAACUCGCAUUUAUGAGAUUGCAGAAACCUAUGUGCAAGAUUUGCAACGUGUUAAUGUUGUGCAGACAUCUCACCGCUUCCUCUCGCGCUUCAAGCUGAUCCAGUGUAUGGAAGAACUACGUGCCAAAGGAGGAAGUUUUGCAGGAUCGUGUUUAAGCUUGGUUACAUUUUGCGUGUCUCUCUACUAUGGGAUAGAGUUAUUGGAGCAGCAUGGAUUACGCCCGUUUUAUAAUCAUUUUCAAGCAAUUUUGAGUGGUGAGAAAAAUCCGGAAGUCAAAACCCGGUUGCUAAAAGACGAACGGUUCAUGGUCCUGAUGCGCAAGUUGAGGGAAAACUUUGGCGUUAUGGGAAAAGGAUUUGUCAUCGGCCAUCCAAAACUAGAGAAGUUGAGGGAUGUUGUUCUAGAACAUUUUCAAAAACACGACGAUAGGAACACGAAGAUCAUGAUAUUUUCUCAGGAAGCCUGGGACAGUGAAGAAGACCUAGAGGAAGAGGAUGAGAUUUACCGAGAAAGCGUGGAAGAUAUUACAGCCUUGCUUAAAAAUUUUGAGCCAAUGGUUCGGGCUCGGAGUUUUGUUGGCCAAACCUCGUCUGGAAAAAACACUAAAGGAAUUACGCAGAAGGAACAGCUUAAGGUGGUGAAGGAGUUUUCCAGCAAAACAAACGCUGAAACCGGUUUUAAUGUACUUGUGUGCACCUGUGUGGCUGAAGAAGGAUUAGACAUCGACGACGUAGACCUCAUCAUUUGCUUUGAUUCAAAUCGCUCGCCGAUCAGGUUAAUCCAAAGAAUGGGUCGCACUGGACGCAAAGCUGCAGGAAAAAUGAUAGCUCUUUGUGCAGAAGGAAAAGAAGCCGAGGCAUAUCUGGGAGCAAUGCGCCAAAGAAACGUCGUAAACCGGAUUCUAUGCGAUAAGAACAUCAGCAAGAACCUCAUGCCUCCCAUUCCUUGGCCAUUUCCUGAAGGUAAGAACUUGCGUUGUGAGCGCAUGGCCCACGUCCCGAUAAACUUCGAAAGUCCCGCCGUGAAAUCACGUGCUAAACCCGGUGUAGCCAAACGAGAGCGGAAACGAAAAGUAAAUGCAAAGCACGUUUCUGAUGAUGAAGGCACCAUCUCAAAAAAUUAUGCUGGGGGUUCUAAGCGCUUACAUUCGAAAACGAAUGCUGGCGAUCUGCGAUCGUUUCUAAUGAACAAUUCCGGCGUAUCUACAAAAAAGAAGCGUGGUGUUGAAUCUUCACCGGAGAUCAUCACCAUUGCGGACGAAGACGUGGAUAUGGAAAGAAUUAUGGAAACCUUACCCAAAAAUUUCGCUUCCGACGAUAAUUUAAUUUGCGAAGAGGAUGAAAUUUUAGACCUCAUAGCCAUGGGUACCAAGGCGCUUGAAGAACUUCAAGAAAUCUCCAGCAGGCGAGCGAAGGAAGAACGCGAGCGACAACGGAAACUCGAAACCUACGACUGUGAUGUUUGUGCUGACGUUUUUACCACACUUUUUCGCCGUUUCAAUCCUUCCGCUCCUGUAACUCCCGUCCGAUUGUCUCCUCCCAUGAGCGCAAGUGCUUUUGAAGUAUGUGACGGCAGUAAGCAGGAUUCUUUGGAAGCUUUGAUCGAAGAUAAUAUGGGAAACUGUUCUGAAAUGGAAUUCGACCAUGUUGACGAUCCUGGUAAAUCAAAGGACAUCACAGACCCUCAACCCGGCGCUGUUGAACUUAAGACAUCUACUCCUUUUAUUCGGCACAACAACCUUCAAGCCUCUUUCAAACCCGGAAAAUUAUUCACUGUGUUCGAGUCUCCUAUUGAAGCAUCGCCUGUGAUUGUAAAGCGUGAUUCCCCCGACGUUUCCUCGAAAGGUGCGAAUGAAACAAUCCUGGCUUCAACUACUCAAAUAUUGAAAGCAAUAAAUGCCGCGACGCAAGUUUUGUCUGAAACCCCUGCUAAGCUGAGAAAGUUCAAGCCGACGAAGCUCUCUGUAAAAACUGCGGUUGUAACGUCUCCAAAACCUGCUAAGAGCACCCUUCACAAUUUUGAUGACAUUUCUGAUGAGGAUGAUGACUUGUUCGCGAGGAUGGAUCUUGACAAACUGAAAAGUCCGUCGUCUUCGAGGGAAGAUGUAGCGAAGAGUGUCGUUGACAGUCGUCCGUUGGCUGGUCGUCCACCUCUAUUUGCCUCGCCGAAAUGCUCAACUAUAGACCGUUCUGUUUCUGAAAAAAAACCAGUUUCAUUGAGCGAUUGUCGAUCCCCAAUUUUAUCUACGCGGAUACGCCCUGUGGAUAGUUCCGUUCAGUCCUGCGCACCGACUGACGCGAAAGCUGUGUACAAUCUUCUUGAUUUACUCAGUGAUGAUUCCGUCGAGGAAAUUGACUUCGAGAAAUCGACGGAUCUCGGGGAUAUUGGUCCUCCACGGUCUCCGGAGUUUCAAAAAGUAGGCUCUCGAAAUAGGCCCAGAAACACGAACUCAGGAACUGCAUGUGUGAGGAAAAAUGGCAGUGAUUUUACCGGAAUUUCUCGGGAGCAAGUCAAUAAUGUGGCAUUGAAUAUGGAAGGAAUGAGAAGUUCAGAAGUUCACCUGGCCACUUCGCGGAAAAAAGAGGAAGCUGCUGUCGUGUUUCAUGAUUUAAGUGAUCUUUUCGACGACGUUGAUGAGGUUCAGCUCAGACAGGUUUCUCCAACAGUCUUAGUCGAACCGGCUGCGCCAGUAACACCUGUAGUUCAUACUUUCGACGACUUGGUAUGCGACGGAGAAAGCAAUGAUUCCUGGUUGUUGGACGCUUAUGAACAAGCUAUGGGAACCGACGCUGAUAAACACGAAGCUCUUGCUGGAUUACUUCCUGAUGCGGAUGCUGCUAAAAAGUUGAAGAUAGUAUCCCAAAAAUGCACAACGCGUAAUGAAGCUAAUUCGUCAAGUACGCUUGCGCAUGGAUCGACGCAGAGAAAUGUUCAUUUGAAUUCUUCUACCGAACACGAGAGUUUUGAACUACCGAUAGCGAGACGCCGGAAGAGAGUAGAUUUUUUUGAAGACACUCGGGAAAGCGCUGGAUCCGCCGAUUCCUCCAAUCCCCUUGUCCGAAGGAAAAUCGGCCAUAAUCAGUCGAAAAAAUCUACGAAGUCUGUCAGCUGGGAUUCAUCGACGAUUGAUGAUGAUGAUGAUUUCAUUAUUCCAAAGCGGUCGAAAAUGGAUUCAGCCGGGGAGUCUAGAAAGAGUACGGAUGAAGCUGGUAGUUCAAGAAAAACCUUGGAGAUUAGUUCGCGAGACGUGAAGGUCAAGAAGAAGAAGAGGAAACGCAGACACAAUGAUUUCUUGGACGACGAAGCCGAGGUUUCGAUUGAUAGACUCAAUUCAGAGGAUGAAAGUGGGGGUAGUUCUUAUGAUGAAAAUGAGCUGAGUAUGAUUGAUGAUCGCGACAUUCUCACUCAGGAUCCGGGUGUCGAUAUGGCCGCGGUCUACCUCCGAUCUGUUCGGGACGCCCAACCAAAACACAACGCCUUUCGGCUGAAGUAUGAAUCCGCCGUUCCUGAUCACGAAGUCUUCUCUCAGCAUCCCGGGAGAGAUACUGCGGAAUCGGCCAGUGAUGAUGAUUUGGAUGGCUUUAUUGUUGACGAUGUUGAAGAAGAUGAGAUUGCAGGAGAAUCCGAACAAGAAGUGUCGGCUGUUGGUUGCCUUUCACAAGGAGGAGUUCGAACACGACGUCAGCGAAUGCAAAUGAAACCACGCAAGCGUCGCGUUGUUCGAUUUUCUUCGGAGUUCAUGGACUCUCUCCCGGGAAUAGUCAAGAUUUCUCUGGCUUGUGGAGUCAGUGUGUUAGCGGUCAUUGCGGGAAAACGUGCAGUAAAGCGAUAUCUUACCCACAAAGGUUCUGUGGCUGAGCAGGAUCUGAAAUUCAAUGCUUGUGGGGAUGAAAACAUCGUUGAAAUCGAGAAGUAUCAACGCGAAGCGGGUGAGGAUUUAUUUCAAAAAAUUAAGAUGUAUGGGACUCAACCCAUCGUUGGAUCGAAACGAUCACCAAUAGCGCGAGCGUGGAAUGCUGGACGGUCUCGAGAAGAUGAAAAAGCUGAACAAAGAAAAGAGAGCAUUUUGAUGAACGAAAUAUUGGAUCACGACUGUGAUUCGAAUGGAUGUCCCGUCAUCAACCGGGGUUUAUUCAGCCCCUCUCCGUACCCUGACGAUACAGCCAAUUUGCCAAUCCCGUAUGAUCUUGAUGCUGAUUCUCCGUGGGGCGAGGAGUCCCGUGUCGUAUCGAAAUUCAUCCGCGUUGUACACAGCGCGAAGCGUUCUCUGCUCAUCUGCAUGCACAUGAUUUGCUUCAAAAAGUAUGUCGAACAUUUGGUGUUCUUGCGGAAAGAUAAUCCGACCCUGGAUUUGCGUGUGAUGGUGGACGAAGUUUACUUCGCUGAUAUCCUUGUCGAAGCAGGCAUUCCAGUGCUGCAGUACAAGGGUAAUCCUUGUUUUGGCACACUCCCCGGUCGCCUUCAUUCGAAGUAUUUCAUCGUUGACAAAAAAAUUGCCAUGUUAGGGUCGGCCAACUGGACUAGAGCCGCCUUCAAGGAAAAUUUUGAGAAUCUGAUCUUAUCUACGGAUCCUCUUGUUGUUGAAAGGCUGGCAGAUCAUUUUGAAAGCUUGUGGAAGACUGACGAUUUCGUUCCCUACGUGCAGAAGAAUGGCGAAAAACCUCGUCCUCCUCAGUAUUGAAGUGGAAACUUCUUCGGGGAAGAUGAAUUUUGCUUCGUCAGAAAAUUGAAUCGAAAUGGUGGGACUUCUGCUGAAUGAACAUCAGAAUCCCAUCAAUGUUCAACUUUUUCUUAUUGAUUUUGGCAGCGUUGCAAAGUCGCGAUGAUGAAGUUAGCAACCACGGUCAAUUAAAUUUUUGCGCAGUUUUAUUUAAAUCCUGCAUUUUUUUAUGCUAAUUUUUUAAACCAUGAACACAUCUGGGUCUUUCAUCCGAAGUCUUCUCGAGGAUUUAGGGUGACAUCGGUGCAACAAAGAAGUGAAAUGGAUUUGUAUCAUGACGAUAUCUUUGUAGCUCUCGAUCCGUCCAGCACUGCGAAUAAUUCCCCUGCUCGCGAUCAGCGCUUGUUGAUUUCUGCUGUGUUGAACUCGCGCGACCCUUUCAACGCUUUGUUCUUUGUAUCACUCGAGCAUUUUGUGAUGCACCCACGGCGUUCACGAAGAAGCUGGUAACCCACAUGGAAAGCUGCAAGACGAGGAAGAGUGAGAUCGAAGAUGGAGCCAGGUUCUCCAUUGCGCCGUUACACAAAUGCCAGUCGCAUGUGUACAUUUUUCGAUAUCCGUAAUCGUUGUGGUGAGUUUUCCAUUGAUUGCUGAUUGGUCUGUUCGCGGGUGCGCAAUUCCGGUAAAAAUGUGUUGGAAUGCCUGUUCGAAAGACAGUGCCAAACAAAAAAUAAAGGGAAAAAAAUGAAUGUGAACGCUUUAAAAA
This is a messenger RNA of Notodromas monacha, 6075 nucleotides long. NCBI's taxonomy places the organism in Eukaryota, Metazoa, Arthropoda, Ostracoda, Podocopida, Cyprididae. The record is from the annotation of a GenBank genome assembly.